This is a messenger RNA of Exophiala dermatitidis NIH/UT8656, 1743 nucleotides long. RefSeq lists its product as uncharacterized. The transcript is spliced from 2 exons. The record is from RefSeq and is a predicted model, not a curated record. Gene Ontology annotation, cellular component: TRAPP complex; nucleus; cytoplasm. The coding region runs from base 164 to 700 and encodes 178 amino acids. Gene Ontology annotation, biological process: endoplasmic reticulum to Golgi vesicle-mediated transport. NCBI's taxonomy places the organism in Eukaryota, Fungi, Ascomycota, Eurotiomycetes, Chaetothyriales, Herpotrichiellaceae.
CUCUCCGCCGCCUCCAAAACAGCGAGAUUUCUCCAAUAAUCACCACUGCAUGCAAUGAUUGCGCGGAACGGCGUGUACAGCAUAACCGCAGGCAUUAUGAAAUGCAUCGCAUCGUUGUAUACAUUCGACCCAAGGACCAGAGGGUCCUCAAAUAACGAUAUUGAUGGCUCUGAAUGCAACGCCGGCCAUUGCUUGCAUUGGCAUCAUUGGCAGACAUGACAACCCUCUACACAUGUCGCUGUUCCCACCCCAUCAAGACGAAGACCUCGACAUGACAUUCCUCCUCAACUCCUGCCUGGACAUAUUCGAUCUACGCGCGCGAGCAAAGACGUUAGAUCAAGAUCUCGGUCUAUUGCAGGCCAUUGACGAACGCCUCGCCGCCUACGGAUGGCUCACCAACACCGGCAUCAAGUUCAUCAUCGUGGUCGACAUGAUGGGUCGCCCGCCUCCUCCGGACCAAGACAAGAGGAGAUUCCCUCCUGUCGUGGGCUUGCGGGAUGCCGACUUGAAGCCCGCGUUUCGCGCCGUACAAACUGCAUAUAUCCAGCUGAUGCUCAACCCUUUUUAUUCGCCUGACGACCGGACUCCGCUACAGAUUGCCAACUAUGGGAGCAAAAGCCCGGAGAUCACCAGCAAGAGAUUCAUCAACGAGCUACAACGGAUAGGAAAGAUAUGGACUCCAGGAAUCGCAAGCAUAUGAAUACAGUAACGCCGAGAACGACCCCGAACUGGAAGUGUGUACAUUUUCUGGACCGAGUGGCCGGUAAAGGAUGUCGGCACUAGUAGGCCUGCUUUCUGGCAUCAUGCUACAGUACCUUCAAGACCAGGGACUCUGAAUUCUAGUUCAGAGCUGAAGCGUCCAUCUUGAAACAGUCUCGUUCACCUCUUUUGACCGACACCGGGUCCUUCUCUCACAGAGUACCGGUGGAACGGGAUGUUGUCGAGACGCUGCCCACUGCACUGCACGCCGACUCAUUCCUUGAGUUCUCCCACAGCAGCAUCAAUCUUCGCGGCAGUCUCACCGACCUCGGCCGCAGUGGUUGCGGCCUCUUGCUCCUCCCGGGACGGAGUUUUGAUCAAGGGAACCUCGUCCAUCUUGGUGUCUGGAUCCGCCAGCUUGGUGGUAGUUUCCUUGGAAUCCACCGGCUCUUGUAUCACUGGGACAACUUUGUCCGUGGCUGCCGACUCUUGUAUCGCUGGGGGCUCCUUGUCUGUAGCUGCGGGCUCUUCAUGGGAUUCUUUCUCGGUACUAGUAUCACCCAAAGUCUUAAUGUGCUCGAGCACGGCAUCCAAAGUCUUUGCUGCGCCGGCUUGCUCCCAGACGGUGAUUCGUUCGCCAUCGGCCUUCUCGAUGACAACGACGCCCCUUGCGGUCGACUUACCCGGUCCAGGCUUCUUCAUACCGAUUGCAGUUGUCAAAGUGGCACCCGGAUCGCACUGAGUGGGAGGAAUUGGGUAUCAGCAUAAAGACUCUCAAAGAGACCAACAACGACGAUGCACCACGGCCGGGCGAUGUCAUUGUGGGAGUUAACUAACAAAGGACUUACCAAAAGUUGAUAAGGCAGUUUCUGCUUCGUUGCAAAAGUCGUAUUGGCCUUGGGACUGUCGGUGCUCAGGCCAAAGACCGAGAAGCCUGCAGUUCUGAUAGUGUCGUAGUUGUCGCGGAAGAGACAUACUUGAGUUGUGCCUAGCGAACGCAUUGAACAUAAGUUUCCGAAUCAAAACGAAGAACUUGAAAUCCGA